Messenger RNA from Thermothielavioides terrestris NRRL 8126, 1532 nucleotides. RefSeq lists its product as uncharacterized. NCBI's taxonomy places the organism in Eukaryota, Fungi, Ascomycota, Sordariomycetes, Sordariales, Chaetomiaceae. The record is from RefSeq and is a predicted model, not a curated record. The transcript has a single exon. The coding region runs from base 260 to 1384 and encodes 374 amino acids.
GUGCAGAGCGAGGCGGGUGCGGUGCCUUCGACCCCCAAACAGCACGGCGCCGUGUGCGCGCUGCUCCCACAUCGGCGCGCGAUGCGUCACAGGCGCCUCCGGCCACCCCGGGAGACCGCGCAGGCCGCGUCUCGCCGAGGACGUCAACACCCCGAGAACCCCGGCGGCGAGCCCCGCCGACGUGUCCUCGCCGGGUCGCCAUCGCAAGUCGACCUUGCAAAACAACAACAUGAACCAUGCUGAGCUCCUUACCCCCGCCAUGGCACCCAAAUCAGCGCCAGAACUCGCCAUUCCAACAUCAGCCGUGCCUCCUCCCGCGGAUCCGUUGGCUUCUGGACCGCAGCCAGACUUCUGGGAAGCGGAAGCGCCAGGCGACACCUCCUCCUUCUUUGGCUCCCCGCCGCCAAUCGAGCAAGACCUCAAUGCGCCGGGCCAAGAUAUCCUUGCAUUGGUGGAACAUCUGAGCAGUCCAUCGCAGCUCCAGGGGCUACCGGGUACAGAUGAUGAACUCAACGCCUUACUUCACAUGGGCCAGGACUCCAACACUGUGCUCGAUCUGAAUAUCGAUCCACUCUUUGGUUCGCGCGGGGACAUUUUCCCCCCAAGUCCUCCUCCACCACACUGCCUCAGCGCAGCAAGCUCGCUGAUGCGGUUUCGAGAGGACAUGGACCGGCGCAUCACGGCGAUGGACGCACGCUUCUCGGACCCUCUCAAAGUCCUGCAGGACUGCAAAGCCGAGGAAGAGGGUUCCGCCGAGGUCGAGAAUCCGGCCGCGCUGCUCCUUUCGUGCAGCAAGGAGUUGAUCGACAUUCUCCAGAACCUGACGGCGGCGGCUCCGCCUGCGGUCUCCAAGGACUCGUAUCCCCACAACCAGCUCGCCCCACCCCACUCCGCACCCGGAAAGCACAUGCAAACCGCCGAGGAUGCGCUCAGCACCGAGGUCGUGCUCCUGGCUCUCUCGAGCUACCUCGCCUUCAUGCGCCUCUACGACGCCCUGUUCUACAGCCUCUUCCAAUGCCUCUGCCAGCUGCCCCCCGACAUGUUCAAGUCGGUCAAGGUCAAGUCGGUGCUCCGCAUCGGCGGCGUCUCGUCGCUCCAGGACAUGCCGCUCAAGUCGUAUGCCACAGCCAUACUCGACGCCGUCCAGGACCAGGUGCGGACCCUGGAGCGCUGCAUGGGGAUUCCGCCCGAGUACUGCCUCUCGGGCGAGGCGGCUGUCUCGCACACGGCGGCCGCCCCGCCGCCGGGCAUCUUCUCCCGUCCAGAUCGAGCACGGUUGUUUUACGCUGUCAUGGCACAGGAGGAUGUCAAGUCACGGCGGGGUACCAAGACGUACGUAGAGUCCAUACGAGCGAGUAUUCAGGAGUCGUUGGGGAGGAUCUAGACUUGGGCUGGGAGCUCGCCAGUCGCUUAGCCCCAUGAAUUAAAAAUACAAGAUGUGAUGGCUCUCUCCCAAGACUAGAGGAAGAGACAGGCCUGCGUUCCGUUAGAUGCACUUGCCAGUACACCAGCUAGGCCCCCGCCGCCGUCUG